Messenger RNA from Zygotorulaspora mrakii, 1455 nucleotides. RefSeq names its product snoRNA-binding rRNA-processing protein ENP1 (gene ENP1). Gene Ontology annotation, molecular function: snoRNA binding. Gene Ontology annotation, biological process: rRNA processing. The transcript has a single exon. The record is from RefSeq and is a predicted model, not a curated record. NCBI's taxonomy places the organism in Eukaryota, Fungi, Ascomycota, Saccharomycetes, Saccharomycetales, Saccharomycetaceae. Gene Ontology annotation, cellular component: nucleolus; preribosome, small subunit precursor; cytoplasm. The coding region runs from base 1 to 1455 and encodes 484 amino acids.
AUGGGUAAAGUGGCCAAUGCAAGAUCAAGGAAACAAAGGCAUGACCCUCUUUUGAAGGAUCUCGACUCCGUACAAGGUACUUUGAGAAAGGCCCAUGGCAAAACAACUUCAAAGAGGGAGGAUGAUGCUGAUGAGCAUGAAGAGUUUAUAGAUUCCAAUACAUCUAGAAAAAUUUUGCAGCUGGCGAAGCAGCAGCAGGAUGAAAUUGCUGUUGAAGAGGAUAAACAGCUACAAGAAGCUAAAAAUAAUUCUGCUAGAUUCAAGUCCAUGCAAUAUCAUGAUGGCUCUGGUGAAGAGGAAGAGGAAGAUGAAGAUGAGGAUGGAAACUCAGGGAACAUUUCUGAUUUUGACGAGUAUCAUGGAGAGGGAGUAGAAAAUGAAGAGGAAGAAAUCGUAGAAAUAGAUGAAGAAGAUAAUGCGAUGUUUGAACAAUAUUUCAAGGGCUCGGGCGACUAUAAUGCCUCGAGUGGUAGUUACAAUCUUGCAGAUAAAAUCAUGGCUUCUAUCAAAGAGAAGGAAAUGGAACAUGAUGAUGAAAUAAACGAAUCAGCAGGUAAUGUGCCGCAGCAGCCGGAGGAAGACCUUCGUGAAAAGGCAAUGAGAGGAGAGGGUGUUGCUUUGCCUGAAAAGGUUAUUAGAGCUUACACCACAAUCGGUACCAUCUUAUCGACAUGGACACACGGUAAGCUACCCAAACUUUUCAAAGUUAUUCCUUCUUUGAGGAACUGGCAAGAUGUGCUCUACGUGACUUUCCCGGAACAAUGGUCCCCUCAUGUGGUCUAUGAAGCAACAAAGCUCUUCGUUUCUAAUAUGUCGGCCAAAGAAUCUCAGAAAUUUGUUACUUUAAUUUUGUACGAGAGAUUCCGUGAAGAAAUUGAGAGAAGUCAAGAUCAUUCUUUAAAUUACCAUGUCUACCGUGCAUUGAAAAAAUCCCUUUAUAAGCCAAGUGCAUUUUUCAAAGGUUUCCUGUUUCCUUUAGCCGAGUCGGGUUGCAAUGUUCGUGAAGCUACCAUCGCAGGAAGUAUCCUCGCAAAAGUAUCAAUUCCCGUCCUACAUUCGUCUGCUGCAUUAAGUUAUUUACUGAGGUUACCAUUUUCACCCUCCACGGCUGUGUUUAUCAGAGUUCUCUUGGACAAAAAGUAUGCAUUGCCCUACCAGACUGUUGACGAAUGUGUCUACUAUUUUAUGAGAUUUAGAGUUCUCGAAGAUGGUAGUAACUAUGAGGAUGCCACAAGGACACUGCCUGUCGUAUGGCAUAAGGCAUUUUUAACAUUUGCACAGCGUUACAAAAACGAUAUCACGCAAGAUCAAAGAGACUUCCUGUUGGAAACUGUACGCCAAAAAGGGCACAAAGACAUUGGUCCUGAAAUCAGGCGGGAGCUAUUAGCUGGUGCAAGUAGAGAAUUCGUCGAUCCAAGUGUUGAAAAUAAUGACUUGAUGAUUGAUAUAAAAUAA